GAAAGUAAGUUACACCUGUCACCCAGGCAUUUGUCAGUGGAGCUUUUGGUGUGGAACAGAAGGGGAGAGAAGUCAACUUUUUGUUAAAGGUCUUCCGAGGCCUUGAACGAGCACUGUCCCAUUCGGUUUGUCUUCCAUCAUUCUCAGAACAAAUUUAGGAAAGUACCAGGUGUGGCCUUAUGCUCCAAACAAAGCUGAGAUGUCUCCAGCAAUGUCCUAUGACAGGGUACUGGAGUAAUAUCACGGAGGGGUGUUGAUUGCACCACAUACUAGUAAGCAUCUUGAUCAGGGCCACUGCAACAGCAGCGGGGCGUGGGGUUUGAACCCGCAGCCUUUAGGUCACGUGUCCAUCUUCCAAAUCCUUGCAGAAUCCAAAAAGAAGGGGUUGCUUUCAAAAACACUGUAUGUACUACUUCCUUUCUUUGAUUAGAAGUGGCCACGGAAGGUGUGGUUGCGCUUGUCUCUCGUGUUGCGUGUGCAGUUUCCUCCGGGAGCAUCAGUCGACUGUCGAGUUCUGAACCUAACCGUGUUCACCUUCGGCCAGUUGACCACGGUCUCUUCGCGGUACCGGUUCACUAAGGAGGCUCCUACAGUCUCAGAGCAGAAGGGGAGAUGGAACCGGGGAGUUUUUCCGUUACGCGGCGCCCGCGUUCUGACAACUGCCCUCUGACACGUGCGAUCGCAGCAGCGCUGCGCGCUCCCGGAGGCGGCGCUCUGCCUGAGGACGGGUGGGCGCGCUGGGAGGGUAUUUCUGCUCUCAGCUGGGCGUGUGCGACGCUGCGCUUCCCUCCGUAGCGCACACACACACACACACACACACACACACGCACAGAGCCGCGCGCUCAUACUAGCGCCGCGCUUGCCUGGGUUUCGAACCCACGUCUCCCUUGCCCCUCCUUCUCAGCGCUUCGGCUCCCCUGCGAAAGAAAGGCAUCGACCGGGCCCGACCCGGCGUCAGAGCUCGUCAGGAAAUCAAAGCAGGCAGCAUGUCCGCCCCCGGCAACGUAGACGAGAAGGAGCUGAGCCCCGUGGACUUCAUCCAGCUGCAGCAGUACAUAGACUAUUGCAGGUUGAAAGUGAAAGAUGUCGUGAAGGAGUUUGAGGCUGACGGAAGCCUGGCCCAGCACAGACACGGAGAUUGCAUCACCGAGGAGGGCUUCCGCCUCUUCCUCAAGACCUACCUGGAGGUGGAGGACUUCCCCACGGACCUCUGCCAGCGCCUCUUCCGAUCCUUCCAGAACCCGGAGCAGGAUCGCUCUGAUGAUACCAGUCCGGCUGUAGCCAGGGAGGUGUGCCUUAAAGAUGUGUCGUGCUACUUCUCACUGCUGGAGGACGGACAGCCUCGAGAGAAACUGGAGUUCACCUUUAAGCUGUACGACAAAGAUGGGAACGGACUGCUGGACAGCUCGGAAGUGGACCGGAUCAUCGCCCAGAUGAUGCAUGCCGCAGACUACCUGGGCUGGGAUGUGACCGAACUCCGGCCGGUGCUGAAGGACAUGAUGACGGCCAUCGACUCGGACAGCAACGGCACGGUCUCCCUGCAGGAGUGGAUUGAAGGCGGGAUGAACAACGUGCCCCUGCUGGUUCUUCUGGGGCUGAAGAUGACGCAGAGAGACGGUCAGCACCUGUGGAGGAUGAAGCACUUCAACAUGCCCGUGUACUGCAACGUGUGCCAGAGUGUGCUGCUGGGACUGCGUAAACAGGGUCUCUGCUGCAGCUGCUGCAAGUAUACUGUCCAUGGGCGCUGUGCCAAUAAGAACCCUGGGCCAUGCACCCGCACCUACGUCAUGUCCAAAAAGGACACAGGGGUAGCGACUCAUGACUGGGUCAGUGGCAGCUGCGACGCUGGGAAGUGUGACCGGUGCCAGAAGAAGAUCAAGAGCUACCACGGGCUGACGGGCAAGCGCUGUGUGUGGUGCCACGCCAUGCGCCAUGACGAGUGUGUGAACCAGGAGCCCACGGAGUGCAACUGCGGACCCCUGCGGGACCACAUCCUCCCCCCAUGGGCCAUCUACCCCGUCAUCAAGGAGAGGUCCAACAACCUGAAGAAUGGCUGUGGUCCUUUCGGAGAUGACAGUGAGUUGAACACCACUCCAGAUGGCCAGGUCCUCCAGAUCAGCCCCAUUCCCAACACACAUCCUCUCCUGGUGUUCGUGAACCCAAAGAGUGGAGGAAAGCAGGGUGAGAGAGUCCUACGUAAAUUCCAGUACUUGCUGAACCCACGACAGGUUUACAACCUCUCCAAUGGAGGACCUGGACCAGGGCUGCACUUCUUCAGGAACCUGCAGGAAUACAGGAUCUUGGUGUGCGGAGGGGACGGCACUGUGGGCUGGAUCCUGGACGCCAUAGACAAGGUGCCUCUGCUGGUGCGCCCCCCGGUGGCUGUGCUGCCCCUGGGCACAGGAAAUGACUUGGCUCGCUGCCUCAGAUGGGGUGGAGGAUACGAUGGGGUCGACCUGGGUCGCAUCCUCAAGGAAAUCGAAGCCAGUUCCCAGGUGCUCAUGGACCGCUGGAGCAUCCAGGUGAUUCCCGAGGACAGCCAGGAGCGGGGAGACCCCGUGCCCUACGAGAUCAUCAACAACUACUUCUCCAUCGGCGUGGAUGCCUCGAUCGCCCACCGCUUCCACACGAUGAGAGAGAAGCAUCCUCAGAAGUUCAACAGCAGAAUGAAGAACAAGCUGUGGUAUUUUGAGUUUGCCACGUCCGAGUCCAUCUCUGCCUCCUGCAAGAAGCUGAAGGAGUGCCUCACGGUUGAGUGCUGUGGAACACCCCUGGACCUGAGUGGGCUUUCUUUGGAAGGAAUUGCCAUCCUCAACAUUCCCAGCAUGCACGGCGGCUCAAACUUGUGGGGCGAACCCAAGAAGGUUGACAGCAAAGCCUCUGCAGAUCAUGAGUACCCAGAGGUCAUCGUGGAUCCUGAUGUCCUCAAAACAAGUCAACAGGAUAUUAGCGACAAGCGCCUUGAGGUGGUGGGGCUGGAGGGGGCCAUCGAGAUGGGUCAGAUUUACACCGGACUGAAGAGCGCCGGACGCCGACUGGCCAAGACCUCCCAGAUCACUAUCAGGACAAAGAAAGCCUUGCCCAUGCAGAUCGACGGCGAGCCGUGGAUGCAGCCACCAUGCACGAUACACAUCACACACAAGAACCAAGCCAGUAUGCUAAUGGCUCCACCUGCCAGGUCAAGCAGCUUCUUCAACCUCAAGUAGAGCUACGCUAGAGAUGGACCUCAGGACCUGUGGCUCCUGGGGAUCUGGGAACACGCUACAGUGACUUCUACUCUUCUGCACAUUACUGCUCGAAUGUUAAACUGCGUUGGCCGUGAAGUGCGUUCUUGUUUGUGCGUAUGUUUGUGUGUGUGUGAGAGAGCAAGAGAGAACUCAAUGCAGUUUACAAAUAAUACAGAUGUUUAAAACCCCAAAACCAGUUAUGAGGCCCAUGAUAAGGAAAAGAGGAACUGGUUACGGGAGCACGCAAGAUGUGGUGUCUGGGUCGGCCUUGGACGCGACUGUGAACAUCAGACACAAACUUGACAGCUGCACCAGUACUGCUUUUUCGCUUGUACAUUCGUGAGCUUUCUCUUAUUUGGUCCGCAAACCUUAUUUUAAUCUUCUGUCUUAAACUAUGGCAUCAUAACCUGGGGCGUGCCAUGUAGUGAGCUUCGUACACACCUCAGAGGUCCACUCGCUGCGGGCGUGAAACCGAUCAGCUGGAACCCCUUCCAUCAUUCUAAGCAACUCUUCUCGGUGUAGCUUUAUUAUAUGUCAAUGUACCGUACAGCUACUGUAGGUUACACAAAAGUGUAUGUAUGAUUGGAGCUAUGGUAAGACUGAAAUAUGUGUAUUUAUUUUUUUUUUUCUAACCUGUACAUUUUAAAAAUGACCCCUUCCAAAUCCUGAGAAUGACUAUGAUUUUAUCCCUCAGAUUAAAAUGUCUAUUAAUUUCUGUUAAUAAAGAAAAAUACUGGUG
Scleropages formosus (Asian bonytongue) is the source of this 3966-nucleotide messenger RNA. It is a transcript of the gene dgkaa, whose product is annotated as diacylglycerol kinase, alpha a. The coding region runs from base 987 to 3206 and encodes 739 amino acids. Gene Ontology annotation, biological process: phospholipase C-activating G protein-coupled receptor signaling pathway. The transcript has 24 exons. Gene Ontology annotation, cellular component: plasma membrane. The record is from RefSeq and is a predicted model, not a curated record. Lineage: Eukaryota; Metazoa; Chordata; Actinopteri; Osteoglossiformes; Osteoglossidae. Gene Ontology annotation, molecular function: ATP-dependent diacylglycerol kinase activity; calcium ion binding.